This is a messenger RNA of Epithele typhae, 684 nucleotides long. RefSeq names its product PRTase-like protein. Lineage: Eukaryota; Fungi; Basidiomycota; Agaricomycetes; Polyporales; Epitheliaceae. The transcript has 8 exons. The record is from RefSeq and is a predicted model, not a curated record. The coding region runs from base 1 to 684 and encodes 227 amino acids.
AUGGUCGUCCAAAACUCACCCACAUCGCAGACCACGCCUGCCUCGCUGCCUCCCUCCGUCUUUACUCUUCCCCAGACCGCCCAGCUCGAGGCGCUCUUCACCAUCAUCCGGGACAAGGACACCAGCCGAGGCGACUUCCUCUUCUACUCCGAUCGCAUCAUCCGCCUCCUCGUCGAGGAGGGCCUCAACCACCUCCCCGUCCUCCCAAAAACUGUCACCACCCCUACAGGGUCGACGUAUGAAGGCGUCGGUUUCGAGGGCAAGAUCUGCGGGGUCUCCAUCCUCCGCGCCGGCGAGGCGAUGGAGGCCGGUCUGCGCGAGGUCUGUCGCAGCGUGCGGAUCGGCAAGAUCCUCAUCCAACGGGACGAGGAGACGGCACAGGCGAAGCUCUUCUACUCCAAGUUCCCUGCAGACAUCGCCCAGCGCUACGUCCUCCUCCUGGACCCCAUGCUCGCGACGGGAGGCUCGGCGAUCAAAGCGGUGGAGGUGCUCAAGGAGCACAACGUGCCGGAGGAGCGCAUCAUCUUCAUCAACCUGAUCGCGUCCCCCGAGGGCCUCAAAAACUUCUGCACCAAGUUCCCCCAGACGCGAGUGAUCACGGGCUGGAUCGACCAGGGGCUGAACGAGAAGGCGUACAUCAUCCCCGGGCUGGGCGACUUCGGCGAGCGGCGGUACUGUCUCUGA